AUCAACCCCCAGUCCCAGUUGCCCGCGUCGUCUGCUAGUCGCGCAAAUGUCUUCGAGACUUUUGACUGCUCAUUAAAAUUCCCAGUGUUCUCGCUGAAAAAAACUCUGUGAAAAAAUCGCUAAGAGGACUGAAAAACCGCAAACAUGUUUCAAUUCGGAUUCAACAUGUUCCCGGAGAUCCCGCGGCCCUUCAAUACCCAGUACAAGUGCUUCUCGGUAUCGAUGUUGCCCGGGACCUAUCGUCAAGACGUCGAGCGUGGCGGCAAGAUAAUCAUGCCACAGUCGGCUUUGGAGCAGCUCACCAGGCUCAACAUCAUUUAUCCGAUGCUCUUUAAGUUGACUAACAAGAAAACGAAUAGAAUCACUCACUGCGGUGUCCUGGAAUUCAUCGCUGACGAGGGCAAAGUCUACUUACCUUACUGGAUGAUGCACAAUCUUCUUUUGGAAGAGGGUGAGCUACUAAAUGUAGAGAGCGUGUCGCUGCCAGUGGCGACGUUCUCGCGCUUCCAGCCGCAGUCGGAGGACUUCCUGGACAUCACAAAUCCAAAGGCCGUUCUGGAGAACGGUCUGCGCAGCUUUGCCUGUCUGACCACGGGCGACGUGAUUGCUAUCAAGUACAACCAGAAGAUCUAUGAGAUGUGCGUGCUGGAGACCAAGCCUGGUCCAGCAGUCAGCAUCAUCGAGUGUGACAUGAACGUAGAAUUCGCGCCACCAGUUGGCUACAAAGAACCAAAAAGAGUGACCAGGAAGGAGGAGGAUCAGAUGGAGGAUCUGGCUGAUCUGAUGCCGGCGCCGACCGGCUUCGUGCCCUUCAAGGGCGAGGGCGUCCGAUUGGAUGGUAAAAAGCGCAAGGAUGCGCCCAAGCAGGAAACUCCGGCUGCGAAGCCGGCCUAUGUCCGAGGUAUACCCGAUUACGAUUACCAGAUAGGCACUCUUAGGUUCCUGCGAAAUAUGAAGCCUGCAAAUAAUAAAGAGACGAAGGAUCCAGACGAAUUUAAGGCAUUCACUGGCGAAGGAUUCACUCUCUUAAGAAAGUCAAGAAAAUGAUAAAAUAACGAACAAUCGUUUUAUUUAUUUCAAUUUUUAGAAAAAAGAUCUUUGUCGGAGCGUUUGUCGGAUUGAAUGAAUGGCUUUUGUAAGAGUGUUCUGCGUGAUAUCCCCCAUUUGUUAUACGCGAAUAUAAUAUAACUUGAUAAUGGUAAUCAAUUUUGUCGUUCAAUUAUUAAUCUGGAAUCUAGAUUAUAAUAGAUUCCAACUCAUCUCUCUCCACUUGAAAUCUUGUUUGACUGAAUGAAUCUUAAUGAAAUACGUUCUUUCUUAUCUUUCUAUUAUACACUGUUUUUAAACAAUAAAAUAAUUGUAGUCUCAUUUUUUCAUACAAAAACUUAGCUUAUCUAUAGUCCUUAAAACAAUAAAUCCUUAAAAUAAGAAGAAAUAUGUGAAGAUUAUUAAUUACGCAAUAUUUCUUAAAGUUUAAACAUCACAAGUUCGCAAAAUCGCAUCAGUCUACUAAUGGGCCCCAAAAGUGCUUGCUGGGCCUCGUCUGGUCCUCCGUGAGCAUGAAGUCACGUCCCAGAGUGACAAACUCAUUCAAACUGAUCUUUCCAUCGUCAUUCGUGUCGAUGUGACUAAAACUGACAACAGCAUGCUGCAACGAUACAAUAUUUAUUAAUUAAAUUACAGUGAAAAUUCUAUAACUGUAUGUAUAAUAACAACAAUAACAACACACGCACUUACAUCGUGUGUGAGGCCCAAACAUGCGAAGAACAUUUUGAAUUCCUCGAUGGAAAUCUCACCGCUGCGAUCUUUGUCCACCGCCUGUAAGUUGUAUUAUAAUUUGUUCGAAAAUAUACUAUUUUAUAAAUCCACAAA
This is a messenger RNA of Ooceraea biroi (clonal raider ant), 1872 nucleotides long. Its product is annotated as ubiquitin fusion degradation protein 1 homolog. Lineage: Eukaryota; Metazoa; Arthropoda; Insecta; Hymenoptera; Formicidae. Gene Ontology annotation, molecular function: polyubiquitin modification-dependent protein binding. The record is from RefSeq and is a predicted model, not a curated record. Gene Ontology annotation, biological process: ubiquitin-dependent protein catabolic process; ERAD pathway. Gene Ontology annotation, cellular component: VCP-NPL4-UFD1 AAA ATPase complex.